Molecule: messenger RNA, 4264 nt
Organism: Esox lucius (northern pike)
Lineage: Eukaryota; Metazoa; Chordata; Actinopteri; Esociformes; Esocidae
Product: oocyte zinc finger protein XlCOF6.1-like
Exons: 4
Coding region: 144-1406 (420 amino acids)
Biological process (GO): regulation of immune system process; negative regulation of transcription by RNA polymerase II; regulation of cytokine production
Molecular function (GO): DNA-binding transcription factor activity, RNA polymerase II-specific; RNA polymerase II cis-regulatory region sequence-specific DNA binding
Source: RefSeq, a predicted model, not a curated record
UGUCCUAAAGACUGAGAACACGCGGUAGGUGGCGGUAAAUCACCUUUGUAGAUGGUGCCAACUGCGACAAACAGAAGAAUCCAUCUUGUUCAAGCCGUUUCGAGGACGUUUGUCGUUUUCAAAAUCAACAAGAAGUAGCUAAAAUGGAGAUGGAGGACAAACCCAGCCUGCUGCUCUCCUUCCACAUUGAACCCAAACAAGAAUCACUGGAUUCUGAUUGUAACAGUGGAGCUCAGUGUUCAUUGGUGGAUUCAGAGAUGACAUCAGUGAAGCUGGAAGAUAGUAUUGAAACACUAGGACUGAAUGUUAUCAAAUAUGAAGAGGAGGAAGAGAAGAAUGGGGUUUUCAUUAAAUCUGAAGAGGAGGAGGAGGAGAAAAUUGGGGUUAUCAUUAAAUGUGAAGAGGAGGAGCAGAAGAUUGGGGAUUUAACUAAUCAAGAACUCGAGACUCAUCAGACCAGGCAACAUUCUUCCAGUCUUCAACUGUCCAAUUUUGAUAAGAUUGCAGAAGUGGAUACAUUUCCUACAUCUGGAGAGCAUCAACAGGAAGUUAUAAAAUAUAAGAAGUCUCACCCCUGUCCCCAUUGUGGAAAACAUUUCCAAUUCAUGUCACUGUUGAAAAGACACAUUAACACACAUACAAGAGAGAAACCUUAUUCCUGCAAUGAGUGUGGGAAGAGUUUCUCUGUACCCACAAUCCUAAAGAAUCACCAGCGCAUACAUACUGGGGAGAAACCAUACACCUGUUCUGACUGUGGGAAGAGUUUCUCUGUAUCCACAAUCCUAAAAAAUCACCAGCGCAUACAUACUGGGGAGAAGUCUUACUCCUGUUCUGACUGUGGGAAGAGCUUUGCUGAAUCAAGAACCCUAAAAGAUCACCAGCGCAUACAUACUGGAGAGAAGCCUUACUCCUGUUCUGACUGUGGGAAGUGUUUCUCUCGUUUAAGCAUUCUUAAAAUUCACCAGCGUAGAUAUACUGGAGAGAAACCUUACUCCUGUUCUGAUUGUGGGAAAAGUUUCUCUGUUUUAACAUCCCUAAAACAUCACAAGCGCAUACAUACUGGAGAGAAACCUUACUCCUGUUCUGAUUGUGGAAAUUGUUUCUCUGAAUCAAAAAUCCUAAAACGUCACAAGCGGACACAUACAGGAGAGAAGCCUUACUCCUGUCCUGACUGUGGGAAGAGUUUCUCUAAUUCAAGUAACCUAAAACGUCACAAGCUCAUACAUACUGGAGAGAAACCUUACUCCUGUUCUGAUUGUGAAAAGUGUUUCUCUGACUCAAAAAACCUAAAACUUCACAAGCGCACACAUACAGGAGAGAAGCCUUACUCCUGUUCUGACUGUGGAAAAAGUUUCUCUAAUGUAAGUAACCUAAAACGUCACAAGCUCACACAUACUAGAGAGUAGCUUUACACCUGUCUGAGAAGAUAUGUAGGUGACCCAAAAAUUCACCAGUGCUUACAUACAGGAGAGAAGCCAUACUCCUGUUCUGUCUAUGGAAUGAGUUUCUCUGAAUCAAAAACCCUGAAAGCUCAUGCAUUCUGGAGAGUAGCCUGACUUCUGUUCUGACUGUCGAAAUUGUUUCAAUCAUCUAGUGAAUGUAGGAAAUGUUUUUUGACAGUAUCUCAACUUUAUAUUAAUCCUAGGAUACUCACAGAAGAGAAUACUAUCAUUGUUCUGUUUGUGGGAAGUUUCUCUUAACCUAAACUAUGUUGGAAAGAGAUUAAAUAUUUUUAAUAUUUAAUCUCUCAAGCUCUGGACAGUGGAAGGGCAUCACACAGGCAAACAGAAUUAUACACGUACGUAAACACAUCCAGAAUCAGUGUGGAAAAGGGGCUUUUAAGACUAUAUGAGACUACUUUGAGUAAAAGCUGAGUCACCCUGGAGUUGGGAGACUAUUUGGGCUUAAGAUCAGAUGGUAGUAACUCAAAUGGAUAAGGUGAUUUGGGAGGGACGUUUGAGGGGUAAACUGAAGUUCAGUCCUUCGGGUGCUGAAACAAAUCUAACUUAAUAUGGUUUGUCUAUAAGAUGAUGGGAAUGUGUGAGAGGCGAGGAUGGUCAUUGUUAUGUGAAAGAGAGCUGUGAUCUGUAUUUAUUUUUUACUAUACUCAUUUUCUUGGAUUACAAAUGUGAUUUGUAUUUUAUCUGUAAAUGUUUAUGAUCUUUUGUUUAGUGAAUUUUUAUUAAAAACGACUGAUUAUUUUGUUGAUAGUCUUAAAUUUUUUACACGUUUGUGUGAGACCCAAUUUACCAUGAGUGGGGCGACAAAACUAUGCAGUUUAGAUCUGUUGUCUCGUUAUUAAAUACAGAAUGUUUAGGUAUGUCCAAACUUUCAUGUGUAAGUUAAAGAACUGUGUUUUGGUGUUUAGAGAUGGACCAAUGAAAAAAGAUCUGAUAGUCUGAUACAUCUGUGGACAACUGUAGUAUUAAUAUAUGUACACUAUAUUAUUGUUGGAAUGUACAACACUGUGGAAAUGUUUUAGGUAGGUAUGAAAAAAUACUGGAAAGUAAGAAUUCUUUCAAAAAUAUGUUAAUAGAUGUAAUGCAUCUGUUAAAAAAAUGCAAGGUGAGUGAACAGAAGAAUCAGAAGAAGAAAAAAACUGAAGAAAAAUCUAAAUCAACAUUUGGUGUGAACACCCUUUGCCUACAAAACAGCAUCAAUUCUUCUAGGUACACUUGCACAAAUGUAGAGAUUUUGUAGGCAUAUAGUCAGGUGUAUGAUUAGACAAUUAUACCAAACAGGUAUAAAGUAGGUUGAAACACAAUCAUUACCUGAAACAGAAACAGCUCUGUAGGAGGAAUACAAUUGGGCGAGGAACAGCCAAACUCAGCUAACAAGGUGAGGUUGCUGAAGACACAUUACUGUCAAAAGUCAUACACCAAGGCAAGACUGAGCACAGCAACAAGGUCUCUCCCAGGCAGACAUGUCAAGGCAGACAGAGGUUUCCAGAUGUGCUGUUCAAGCUCUUUUAAAGAAGUACAAAGAAACGGGCAACGUUGAGGACAGUGGACAGCGGUCGGCCAAGGAAACUUAAUGCAGCAGAUGAAAGACACAUCAUUCUUGCACCCAUUCACAAUCGGAAGAUGUCCAGCAGUGUCAUCAGCUCAGAACUGGCAGACAAUAGUGGGACCCUGGUACACCCAUCUAUUGUCUGGGUGGCCUGGUUAGCCAGUGGGACCCUGGUACACUCAUCUAUUGUCCGGAUGGCCUGGUUAGCCAGUGGGACCCUGGUACACUCAUCUAUUGUCCGGGUGGCCUGGUUAGCCAGUGGGACCCUGGUACACCCAUCUAUUGUCCGAAUGGCCUGGUUAGCCAGUGGGACCCUGGUACACUCAUCUAUUGUCCGGGUGGCCUGGUUAGCCAGUGGGACCCUGGUACACUCAUCUAUUGUCCGGGUGGCCUGGUUAGCCAGUGGCCUUCAUGGAGGCCUUGCGGCGAAAAACCCAUUCCUCCCAUGUGGUAACAAGGCCAAGUUACUUAACUAUGCACAAAAAUACAGGAACGGGGGUGCACAAAAAUGUCAGCAUGUGCUCUGGACCGAUGAGGCUAAAUUCAAAAUAUUUGUCUGUAGCAGAAGGCAGUUUGUUCCCUGAAGGGCUGGAGACACGAAUGAGUGUCUGCAGGCAACAGUGUAACAUGGUGAAGGUUCCUUGGAAGUUCGCGGAUGCAUUUCUGCAUAUGGAGUUGACGAUUUGGUCAGAAUGAAUGGUCUGAAUGCAGAGAAGUACAAGCAGAUAUUUAUGAUGCCAUAACAUCAGUCUGAUUGGCCCCAAAUAUAUUAUGCAGCAUGACAAACAUACAUGAAGAACUAUCUUCAGCGUAAAGAAGAACCAGGAGUCCUGGAAGUGAUGGUAUGGCCCCACAGAGCCCUGAUUUCAACAUCUUCAAAUCAGUCUGGGAUUACAUGAAGAGAAGCAACUGAGUCUGCCUAAAUCCAUAGAAGAACUGCAGUUAAUUCUCCAAGAUGUUUUAUUCUCUUACCUGCCAGGCUUCUUCAAAAACUGUGUGUAAGCAAACCUACAAGAAUUGAUGCUGUUUUGUAGGCAAAGGGUGUUCACAACACAUUUUUAUUUGAUUUAGAUUUUUCUCCUGUUUACUCACUUUGAGUAAAUAUAAACUAUUAACAUGUCUAUUUUUCUUACUUUACAGCAUUUUUUCCACACCUGUCUAAAACGUUGCACCGUACUGUAUAAACGUAAUGUAUAUACUUUACAUUUGUAGGUACUGUAUAUACUUUACAUGUUUUCACAUUUCUCUACCCAUA